CUCGCCUCUCUCGCCGGCCUCUUCGCCUCUCUCGCCUCUCUUCUCAUUUUUUCUCUACCCUAAGCAUAAGGCUGACCAGGAGAUCCCUCACCUUCUCUCUGCUGAGCUCAAGCUCGCCGGUGCUACCAUGUUGUUUGCGACAUCUCAGGGGCGAUUUCAUUGCCGCAGCUGGUUCCCUCCUCGUUGCCGGAUUUCUCGUUGGUCGCCGGCACUAAUUGACAUGCGUGACAGGUUAGAAUCGGAAGUGGGGAUGAUUAAUCUUCCGGAUGAGAGUGAACUGGAGUUCGGAUUAGGGCAGUGGCGGUGAACGGCUCAGUCUCGGCGGUGGCGCGUGGAGGAGCUUCUCCUCCUCGUUCAAGGUUCGUCUUUUGAUCAAUCUUGCGUUGGAUCACAAGGUUUUUUCAGGGCAAGCUUUACAGGGAUCUCAUCUCUGUGGCCUACAGUCUCGUGCUAUAUCCUAUGGAUCCAAAAAAAGAUGAUGAAGAAGCUGAGCAACUAGCUAAGGAGAUCUCCAAGGACUGGAGUACUGUCUUUGAACGGAGCAUCAACACCCUAUUUCUCACUGAAAUGGUCCGGGGUUUGUCGCUGACCCUCAAGUACUUCUUUGAGUUUGCAAGCGAGACUCAGGAGGAACUUCUGUAUGACAAAGAGAAGCUUCUUGAGAAUGGAGAUCGGUGGGAGACAGAGAUUGCAGAGAGUCUGAGGUCGGAGAGCCUCUACCGCUGAGUAUUUUAUAUCGGGAAGGUCCGUUGCCUAAUAAUUUAUUCAAAUGUUUUCGUUUGAGUAAAGAUGCUUCAGCUUUUACACCAUUACUAUAUUGCUUGUAAGUUCAUAUUGAUGGUAAAACCGGUUUUGGUUUUGUUUCCGGUUUGAGAUGGACCAUACCAAAAAUUUGGAAUCUGAAGUAUGAUUCAAUGAAGUUGUUACUCCUAGUGUACAAACUAAAAAAAAAAUUCCUAAUAUGAAUAAGAGCCGGUCACAAAACGAAAACAGAGAACUACAAAGGGUAAAACUACAAAAAAAAAAA
This is a messenger RNA of Eutrema salsugineum, 1027 nucleotides long. RefSeq names its product NADH dehydrogenase [ubiquinone] iron-sulfur protein 8-B, mitochondrial. Gene Ontology annotation, biological process: mitochondrial respiratory chain complex I assembly; mitochondrial electron transport, NADH to ubiquinone. The transcript is spliced from 5 exons. NCBI's taxonomy places the organism in Eukaryota, Viridiplantae, Streptophyta, Magnoliopsida, Brassicales, Brassicaceae. The record is from RefSeq and is a predicted model, not a curated record. The coding region runs from base 460 to 726 and encodes 88 amino acids. Gene Ontology annotation, cellular component: membrane. Gene Ontology annotation, molecular function: NADH dehydrogenase activity; 4 iron, 4 sulfur cluster binding.